AAAUACAUGAGAUUGUGGAGAUCAACCAUUAUAACUCAUCUUACAACACCAUUGGCGGUGUUUUCCAGCAAACAUACCAGCAAAUUCGCCAUGACCACAUCGUCGGAGAUCGGCGGCAGCUUUAGUGCACCGAGAUUGGUCGCCAAGAAGUUAUUGGCCAAGAGCCAGAGCGAAGGCGACGGCGCAGUUGUUCGGAGAAGCAUCGGAAGGCCGGAAUUGAAGUCUCUGGAUCCUUUUCUUCUGUUAGAUGAAUUUUCUGUUUCACCCCCAGCUGGAUUCCCUGAUCAUCCCCAUAGAGGAUUUGAGACUGUUACUUACAUGCUAGAGGGAGCUUUUACCCAUCAAGACUUUGCUGGCCAUAAGGGUACUAUCAGAGCUGGUGACGUUCAGUGGAUGACAGCAGGAAGAGGAAUCAUUCACUCAGAGAUGCCUGUAGGCACAGGUGCCCAAAAGGGCUUGCAACUGUGGAUCAAUCUUUCCUCCAAAGAUAAAAUGGUCGAACCAAAUUAUCAAGAAUUGUUAAAUGAGGACAUUCAAAGAGCCGAAAGGGAUGGAGUGAAGGUUACGAUCGUUGCAGGAGAGUCAAUGGGCGUCAAAUCUCCGGUUUACACUCGAACUCCAACAAUGUUCCUCGAUUUCACUAUAGCCCCAGGUGCCCAAAUGCACCAACCCAUCCCAGAAUCUUGGAAUUCAUUUGUGUAUGUUCUUCACGGAGUAGGGGUGUUUGGGUCCAUGGAUUCGUCACCGAUAUCGGCUCAUCAUGCUGUCGUGUUGAGCCCAGGAGAUGGUCUAAGCAUAUGGAACCAUGGGUCGAAACCGUUGAGAUUCGUGCUGAUCGGAGGGCAGCCGAUAAACGAGCCAGUGGUUCAGUAUGGGCCUUUUGUGAUGAACACCCAAGCUGAGAUUGAUAUGACUUUACAAGACUAUCAUUACUGCAAAAAUGGGUUCGAAAGGGCCAAGCUUUGGAGAUCUCAGUAAAUUGGUCAAGGCUCAUUUGUUUGUUUAUUGUUUACAAAGGCUCUUUUUUUCUUAUAGUUUAAUUCAAAUUUAAACGAUUGUUCAACUUUUAUCGAAUAAAGUAAAGAAAUUAUAGCAACAUAAUUUUGUAUUAUAUAGUUUGAUGUACCUUAUAUUGAAAUGCAAGUUUAUUCUAAA
This is a messenger RNA of Cynara cardunculus var. scolymus (artichoke), 1155 nucleotides long. RefSeq names its product pirin-like protein. The coding region runs from base 7 to 978 and encodes 323 amino acids. Lineage: Eukaryota; Viridiplantae; Streptophyta; Magnoliopsida; Asterales; Asteraceae. The transcript has 7 exons. The record is from RefSeq and is a predicted model, not a curated record.